Messenger RNA from Capsella rubella, 2471 nucleotides. Its product is annotated as sodium/hydrogen exchanger 2. NCBI's taxonomy places the organism in Eukaryota, Viridiplantae, Streptophyta, Magnoliopsida, Brassicales, Brassicaceae. Gene Ontology annotation, biological process: regulation of stomatal closure; regulation of pH; sodium ion transport. Gene Ontology annotation, molecular function: sodium:proton antiporter activity. Gene Ontology annotation, cellular component: membrane. The record is from RefSeq and is a predicted model, not a curated record.
AGAAUGAUCUAGUCACUAGCGAAUCAAAAUAACGGCUAUAAAGCCGCCAAAUCGUUUAUUAUUUGUUUCCCUUUCCACAAAUAAAUUUUUUUACGGUUGCGUUACGAAUCCUUUUCUCCUCCUCUCUCAAAGCAAUCUCCUCACCCUCCACGUGUAACUUCCGGUUUAAUUUUCUCAGUCUCGCCGUGAAUUUGUUGAUUCUCCGGUCGAAAUCACAAAAAUCCUUUUAGCUUUCUCUUGGGAUAAAUUCGUUUUCUUUCCAAUCGCGUCUCCGUUGGUGUUUUUACAUGAAUGUUUCUCGGGUUUAGCUUCGAAUUUGAUCUUCCUCUGUAUAUAUCUUCCUUCUCACGUAUUUUGUGUGGUUUCGCUGCUGCAAAUCACAACUAUUCUAAUUCCUGGAAGUGAUAACAUCAUCUGCAAGCGCUUCAGGUCCUUAUGCGGUUUAUAAGACUGUAAAGCAGAGUAACACAGCAAGUUGUUGGAAUGGAGGGUCCGGAAAGAUGAGAGAUUGUUAAUACCCAGUCAGAUAUUCUUUGAGGUCUUAAUAGAUUGCUUUGUGAAGAUACUUUAAAAGGGUAAAAAGAAGGUGACUAUGCUGGCUUCUCAUUUCGCCUCUGUAACAUCUAAAAUGUUAUCCCUCUCAACCUCUGAUCACGCCUCUGUGGUUUCACUGAAUCUCUUUGUCGCCCUUCUAUGUGCUUGUAUCGUCAUUGGGCAUCUUUUGGAGGAGAAUCGAUGGAUGAACGAAUCCAUUACAGCUUUAUUGAUUGGGCUUUGUACUGGUGUCGUUAUUUUGUUGCUUAGUAGAGGGAAAAACUCUCAUUUGUUGGUCUUCAGUGAAGAUCUUUUCUUUAUAUAUCUUUUGCCACCCAUUAUAUUCAAUGCAGGGUUUCAAGUUAAAAAGAAGCAGUUUUUCCGAAAUUUUGUAACUAUUAUGGCUUUUGGCGCCAUCGGGACUGUAGUUUCCUGCACCAUAAUAUCUCUAGGUGCAAUACAGUUCUUUAAGAAGUUAGACAUUGGGACCUUUGACUUGGGUGAUUUUCUUGCAAUUGGUGCCAUAUUUGCUGCAACCGACUCUGUAUGCACACUCCAGGUUCUUAAUCAAGAUGAGACACCUCUGCUUUACAGUCUUGUAUUUGGAGAGGGCGUCGUGAACGACGCCACAUCUGUUGUGCUCUUCAAUGCAAUUCAGAGUUUUGACCUCACCCACCUUAACCAUGAAGCAGCUUUUAAAUUUCUUGGGAACUUCUUGUAUCUGUUUCUCUUGAGCACCUUGCUUGGUGUUGCAACUGGUCUGAUAAGUGCUUAUGUCAUCAAGAAGCUAUAUUUUGGAAGGCACUCGACUGAUCGAGAAGUUGCCCUCAUGAUGCUUAUGGCGUAUCUUUCAUACAUGCUUGCUGAGUUAUUCGCCUUGAGUGGUAUUCUCACUGUAUUUUUCUGUGGGAUUGUGAUGUCCCAUUACACCUGGCACAAUGUAACUGAGAGCUCAAGAAUAACUACCAAGCAUGCCUUUGCUACUUUGUCGUUUCUUGCUGAGACAUUUAUUUUCCUUUACGUUGGAAUGGAUGCAUUGGACAUAGAGAAAUGGAGAUUCGUGAGUGAUAGCCCAGGGACAUCAGUUGCAGUGAGCUCAAUUCUAAUGGGUCUAGUCAUGCUUGGAAGAGCAGCUUUUGUUUUUCCUCUUUCGUUCUUAUCAAAUUUAUCCAAGAAGAAUCAGAGCGAGAAAAUUGACAUCAAGCAGCAAAUUGUGAUCUGGUGGGCUGGUCUAAUGAGAGGUGCUGUAUCUAUGGCUCUUGCAUACAAUAAGUUUACAAGAUCAGGGCACACUGAAUUGCGGGGGAAUGCAAUCAUGAUUACCAGUACAAUAACCGUGUUAUUUAGCACUAUGGUGUUUGGAAUGCUGACCAAACCGCUGAUCAGAUACCUCAUGCCACAUCAAAAAGCGACCACCAGUAUGUUAUCAGACGAUAACACUCCGAAAUCAAUCAACAUUCCGCUCCUCGACGGCGAGCAGCUAGAUUCAUUUGAGUUACCAGGGACACACCAGGACUUGCCACGACCAAACAGCCUUCGCGGUUUCCUGAUGCGCCCCACACGCACUGUCCACCACUACUGGAGACAGUUUGAUGAUGCCUUCAUGCGUCCAGUGUUUGGUGGUCGCGGUUUCGUUCCCUUUGUCCCUGGUUCUCCGACUGAGAGAAGCACCCAUGAUCUUAGUAAACCUUGAUUACAGAAACUUAUUAGAAAUUUAUAUUAUUUUCUUAUGUAAAAAGUUACUAAUAUUAGUGAAUGAAGAAGCUUCUUACAUUUGGAGAGACGUGUGGGACUUAUGUAUAUAUUAACUGUUAGUCUUUGUUUUGUUUAACGAAAAACUACAAUUUCUUUGUAAGUUUUUGACUUUGCCCUCAUGGGAUUUGUUGUUGUUGGUGAGAACUUCGAAUAUUCUAUAACUCGCUUUGAUCUCACGAUUA